AUAUAUAUAUAUAUCGCGUCAAAGUAUCGGUUCAUCAGAAUCGAUUUUGGAGUGCUGAGACGAACGUAAGAAAUUAUUACGUCUUAAAACAUUCAAGAUAACAUCCAAGAUAAACAAAAUGAAGAUUCUAGUGUUCACCGCGUGUAUAUUGGCUGCCAUCACAGUGGGUGAUGCGCAAAUAAUCGAUAAUAUUAUAAAUACUUUCAAGACAUUCGACAUAAAAGAACUAAUUAGAUUUCAUCUAACGUUUGCAAAAUGCGUCCUAAAAUUGGGUUUAUCAAAGAUUGCUAAACCCGAGAUAUCCUACUGUAUAGCAGAAGAAAAAAACUUGAUCGAUAAAGAGGAAGGAUUAAAAUGGGAUGAGACUCUAAUAUACCUUGAGAAGCUCAUACGCAAUGAGACUAAAAUAGAUGAAAUAAAAAAAGUAUUACUAAAGUGUCAAGAAGAAGGUGAUAAGUUUGAAGGAAACAAGUACGAGCAAACUAUAAAAUCCUUGGAAUGCGGAUUGUCAACGGUGAAAUCCAUUUUAAAACAAACAAUAUCAUCAGAGAAUAAAAUAUAAAAAAAAAUUUUUUUUGAAAAUUAAAAAUUAGAUAUAAUAA
Messenger RNA from Monomorium pharaonis (pharaoh ant), 602 nucleotides. RefSeq lists its product as uncharacterized. The record is from RefSeq and is a predicted model, not a curated record. The transcript is spliced from 5 exons. Gene Ontology annotation, molecular function: odorant binding. NCBI's taxonomy places the organism in Eukaryota, Metazoa, Arthropoda, Insecta, Hymenoptera, Formicidae. The coding region runs from base 119 to 562 and encodes 147 amino acids.